AGUCCAUACCACUACCUCCGAAGAAGUAGAAAGCUUCCGAGUACUAUCAAGAAAUUAAAAUUAUUAUUAUGGAUCAGUGGAUGAAACUUUUUGUUCUUGGUGCUGGCUCUUAUGGCAAAGUGUAUAUUAUGCUGUGAAAUUCUAUUCUUCUUCUUUAUUUGCUGAAGUUGCUGCUGUUAAAUGUUCAGAUAUUCAUCGUUCAAAUUCACUUAAACUAGAAGUGCAAAUCUUGACAACUCUCAAAGGUUGUCCCAACGUGGUCCAGUUUUUUGGAGCAGCCUUAAGCGUCGAUAACGGCAUUCCAACUUACAAUUUGUUUCUUGAAUAUGCUGUGGUGGGUCUCUCCACGAUUUGAUCAUCAAUUCGAAGAGAGGGCUGAUGAAGAUGUCAGAAUUGGAAGUAGGUUUCUACACAUAUCAACUCUUAAAUGGUAUUGUACACGUCCAUAAGAAAGGAUGGGUUCAUUGUGAUAUUAAACCCGCUAAUGUUUUGGUUUUUGAUAAUGAACGUGGUGGAAUGCACAAGUUGAAAUUGGCUGAUUUCGGAUUGUCGUUGAGAGUUGGUGAUGGGAUGGCAUAUAUGACUGGACGUGCAUUGAGUAACCGUGGAACUCUACUUUAUGCACCUCCAGAAUCUUCGACGCACGGUUUUCAUUCCAAAGCUUAUGAUAUAUGGUCGUUAGGGUGCACCGUGGCAGAGAUGAUGACUGGGUAUCGCGUUUGGAUUGAUUGCAGCACUAAAGAUCUGCAGUGGAUGAUUAUGACUGAAGAUCCCAUGAUUCCGACUAAUAUUUCAGAGAUAGCCAAAGAUUUUUUGCACAAGUGUUUCAUAAGGGACCCUCUAGGAAGAUGGACAUCGGAACAACUACUGCAACAUCCUUUUAUUCAGCAAGCUUUAUGUACUGCGUCAAUUUCAUUAAUGCCUGAAACUCAAGAGGUGACAAGAAGGGUUAGUCCUUUUGGUUGCCAAAUUCCAAUUCCAGAGAAGGACUUCAUCAGUUUGCCCUUAGAAGCAGUUUAAACAGAACGUAUUGAAUAGGAAUGCAACAACACUUAGAAUUUAGAUAGUGUAUUAUAUAUGGAGUAGAACUACUUAGCAGAAACCAAAUUGUGUAGUAAUUGUCAAAAAGAUGUAUUACUUAGCAGGAUGUAUUCCAAUUCCAGAAUAAUAUCCAUUCUAUUCGUUA
Messenger RNA from Capsicum annuum, 1186 nucleotides. Its product is annotated as mitogen-activated protein kinase kinase kinase 20-like. Gene Ontology annotation, molecular function: protein kinase activity; ATP binding. NCBI's taxonomy places the organism in Eukaryota, Viridiplantae, Streptophyta, Magnoliopsida, Solanales, Solanaceae. The record is from RefSeq and is a predicted model, not a curated record. Gene Ontology annotation, biological process: protein phosphorylation. The coding region runs from base 379 to 1020 and encodes 213 amino acids. The transcript has a single exon.